Molecule: messenger RNA, 2417 nt
Organism: Cynoglossus semilaevis (tongue sole)
Lineage: Eukaryota; Metazoa; Chordata; Actinopteri; Pleuronectiformes; Cynoglossidae
Gene: tafa3a
Product: TAFA chemokine like family member 3a
Exons: 5
Coding region: 1178-1576 (132 amino acids)
Molecular function (GO): receptor ligand activity
Source: RefSeq, a predicted model, not a curated record
UACAGACAUGAUGAUGAUGCAGUGAUGGAGGCGGAAGCAUUCGAAGACAGGACGUCAAUGAUUAAGGCGAGCGAGAAAGUUCAACUUUAGAAUGAACUCUGUGAGCAGUCAGGAGUUGAUGUGUAUCUUAGAGGGAUCAGUUUUUUCAACAAGAGACUGGAAUAAACCUGUUCAAAUGAGAGCUGUCAAAUGUUCAAAUUUAAUCUGAUUAAUUACAAUGUAACUGUGGAUUAUUGGUGAUUAUACAUGAUGAUUCCACUUUGACACAUUGUAUCUUUAUAUCUCUGUUAGGUACGGAGCUGUGUUAUUAUAAUAUGAGUUUUCUAUUUUUAAAAAGUUAAUUAUGUUCAUUAAAUAUAACAAAAAUAAUUAAGUAUAAUUAUUCAAGCGACACUUGAUUAACAAAUCUUCUGACUUGACGUGUUGUUCAUUAUGUAAAUAGUCAGAUUACCCUGUAGGGGUCGGUAAAACGUCUUAAUCUUUAUAAACAUGAACAUUUCUGCAGAUAGAUACGAAAAGUUGAGUCUGUGACGCCACAAUUCAUAUCGCAUCUGUCUGAAAAAACUGCUGAGACAAACAGGUCAAUUUUGCAAAAAAAUCCACUGGAUGGCGACAUAACACCAGUUCAAUAACACCUAUACAAGGUCGCUGAAUCCACAUUCUCUCUCUCUCUUCCAUUCACACUCACACACACGAACAAGCAUAGACGCACGCACCUUCAUUCCAUUUCUCCACCUGCACGGAGACGUUGCAAAAGCCUCCAAAUGCGCCCGCAGUGUUGGAAGAAGAGAGCAGUAACAAAUCACAUCCCCGCGUUAAUCCAGAAACUAUGAGCGCUGCUGCCGCGGUGGAGCUGUGUCCGGCUGCUGCGUGGCUCUGGAGGUUUGGAAGUUACGGGUCAGAGCCGCUGGACCAGCAACUUUUAUAGACUUUAAAGUCCGCCACGAAGUGGUCCUGCAGCCCGAACUGAGACCUGUUAGAGUCCGCUCCAGGAUUGUACGCGUGCAGAGAUUUUUAAACAUCAACAGCAGCGGUUUCUACAUCUGUGCGUCUUGGAAAAAGAAGGAAAUGCUACGUAUUUGAGUGAGAAGACGUCCUUGGGUUUAUAUUUCUGUCCGACAAUGGAGAGGAAAUGAAAGGGUCUUUUCCUGGGGAUUACUGAAGGCACAACGACAGGAUGCAGAAGAGGGAGCUGCAGAGCAUGUGCAGAAGGGUGUUGGUGCUGACCAUCUGCAUGGUCUCUCUAUGGGGACAGCUGACCAGUGCAUCGUCACACAGAAGUCACAUAGUUCACGUGAAGGCAGGGACCUGCGAGGUAAUCGCUGCACACCGCUGCUGCAACAAGAACAAGAUCGAAGAACGAUCACAGACUGUCAAAUGUUCCUGCUUCCCUGGACAGGUGGCUGGAACAACGAGAGCAGCUCCGUCAUGUGUAGACGCAUCUAUAGUAGCACAGAAAUGGUGGUGCCAGAUGCAUCCCUGCAUGGACGGAGAAGAAUGUAAAGUUCUACCAGAUUUCAAAGGUUGGAGCUGCAGUACUGGGAACAAAGUAAAGACAACUAAGGUCACACGAUAGUCAUCUGUGUCCAGGAUAAUUCAUUACAGAACCAAGCAUGACAGCGUCGACUAAAUGGAUAACGUGGCUUCUGAGAAUUUGGAAAUAAAUCAAGAAUGAACAAAAACACCACUCAUGGACCUUCCUUUUGGAAAAUGGAUAUAAGAAAUCCAGGGAUCGAAGAUGACUCACCCUUCAUGAUUCCUGACUUUUUACUCUGGACAACAGUUCCUUUCACUGACUCUUUAUGCAUAACAAAUCUCUGUUUGUAUUAUAGUUUUGGGAAAACUCCACCAUGAAGUUAACUAGUAAAUACAAGACUGGCCAUGUUAUCAUGUGAUGUGAAGUCUUUGUGCUUUUUUUUAUUGUCACAAAGGAUCCUGGGACUCCAUGUCUGCUACAUGUCUGUGUGGAAUGUUCACUGGGAUUAGAACCUUUUUUCAUUCCUUUCAGCCUUAACGAUCAGUUUCUUCUCAUAUUGAUUCAUAAACCAUGAGUUGUUUGGCUUUCUUAGGUAUCUUAGGACACUGAGGCUUCUGUUUUGACUGACAAAAAGCAACACUACAAUCAAGAACACAGCCGUGAAAAAAAUGUAAGUAUAUUUGACUGCAAUUCACUAAGGAGCAACACAAAUGACUUCUGGAAAAUUAUUUUACUCUUAUUUGUUGUUUAUAGAGCUUGGUGAUAACCAUUGUUUACAAAUGUCAGUAUUAUCUCAAUAAAUUUAACUCUAUAGAUAUAACUUCAUGGAAAGAUGUUUCUUUUAACUUAACACUGGUAACCCUAACCCCAAACCCUUAUACCCAAACUAACUCUUAACACAAUCUUUAUUUUAAUAAUACUUUUUCAUGUCCGAUACCAA